AGGCGCUAAAAUAAAAGUCCAUUCUCUUUUUGAAAUAAAUAUAGCAAAAGUAAAAUAAAUAAUGAUCAAUCUUCUUUAUAACAAAUCCAAAUCCUCAGCUAAUAACAAAAGCACAAAAGAACAACAUCUGAAAUAAAGUGCCCUGUUUAAGAGGAAAUUUAAAAAUAAUUUGAACAGUAUUAUUUUUUUAGAUGGAUGUGUGGAUCCUCCACCACGCAGUGUGCAGCGGGGGCUUUACUUUGACUUUUAUGUUCCCAAAUACCAGAAAAAUCUCCAACAACACCAGAAAAAGUAGCUAGAUUUGUCGCUAGUCGCUUUUGAGAAAAUAUGUCGCCAUGAGGGUUUGGAAUGUUGCCAGGUCUAGCACAGAGGGGGGCGGGGCAGCAGCCCCGCUAAGGAGCGCUGACGCACACAGCAGAGCGAGACAGACUUCCGUGUCAAGAUACAAGAGAACAGCGCAAAUCCAGUCUAUAUUGAUAUGAACGCUAUGUUUGCAUUUGAUAUCGUGCUUAAAAGAAAUAUCGAUAUUUUGAAAAUAUUGAUAUCGCCCAGCCCUAGUUGUUGACCUUCGUGACUAGCAGUAGAAGGAGUUAUUAUGACGUAAGGCUUUAGCCUCUUCUUUUUGAAACAAUUAGACUCCUGUCUGCCUACCACAGGACGGGCUCUAGUCCGUUAUAGCUUAUGUAAUGUCUUGUCCAUGUGGGGAUCAUUGUCUCAAGUUGGGCUUGGAUUUUGGGCUUCCUGCUGGCAGCCAGCCAGCCACCAUCUUUUGUCUGCACCAGCAUCACAGUGUGCACUGCGGAGUUAUUCCUAGUGUCUUGCUGCUGUGUUUUGUUCACUGUCAGCUAAAAAUAAAUGCUUACCUACUUAGCCACGGGCCUCUGAUAUAUCAUAUUUUUUUGUUGCUUGUUUGAAGUUGUGAAAGCUGUUAUUGUUUCUGAAAAGCGUUAAGCAAGAGGGUUGUUUUGAUGGCUGUGUGUUGGUUGGUUAGUUAGCAGGAUCAUGGCAAAUUUUUAUGGGUUGGUCUGAGAAAGCAUGCAGACUCCACACAUAGAGGUUGAGAAUCAUACCCACAACCUUGUAGCUAUUAGGUAGACAUGCUAAACACAUACUUCACCGUUCUGUUGCCGGUGUCAUAUUUGAGGUGACUUACAUCAUUAUCAAAAGAUAAGUCUGGACUAACUUACAUUACAGACAAUUGUAAGAUGUAGAGCUGAAAUUAUUAAUCGAUGAUUAAUCGACACCUAUUUUGGUAAUUGAUUCAUUGUUUCAUUUAAAGAUGUACUGUAAAAAUCUGAUUUCAGCCUCUCAAAUGUGACUAUUUUUUAAAUUUCCUUAGUCAACCAUGAAAGCAGACCUAUUAUCUUUGUGUUUUAGGCAAAACAAGACAGUCACACACAUCAGCUUUUACCUUUGGAAAAGAGCAAUCAACGUUUGUGCGUCCUUCGAUAUCUUGUGAAGCAAACCACUGCAGAGAUGUGUGCGUAGCGUGCAUAACAACAUCCCCACGCAAAAUAUGGGAUUUAUCCAUUUGUACUUGUGCAUAGGAAAAUGCGUACAUUUGUGCACAACUCUUACCAUGCGUACACACAAAACCUAGUGGUAGAACAGUGAAACUAGAAAUAGCUAUGGCUAUGCCUGUCCAGCACAGGCCAUACCAUCUUGUUACGUGCUUCACAACUUGACCAUCAAACAAGACACAACGAACGAGCCAAUGGCAAACGCAAAGCCUGCCCCUAAAGUUUGUCUUUUUUAAUUUAUUUAUUGGUGAUGCACAUGUAGCAGUCAGUGCCAGUGACUCAUUGAUUUGCAAUAGAGUGUUUGUGAUGUUUUUCCGUUGAUUGUUUAUACUUCUCUACUUAAAUUUCGGUGUCAGAGAAAUUCCUCUUCCUUGCCCUCUUUGCUAUGAUUUUUUGGGAGGAAAAAAGUCCAUUCAUGCAUUCUUAAAGGGAUUGCGGUAAGAGGCGUAAAUUGAAAAUUUGUUGUUUUUUUAAAAAUCCGAUUCGAUUAAUCUAAAAAAUAUAAUUGACCGAUUAAUUGACUUAAAAUAAUUGUUAGUUGCAGCCCUAGUAAGAUGCCUUGUGGAGUACAUUGUGAUCGUAAACACAACUUUACAUUUCUAGUUUAUUAGUAUUAUCUUUUGCCUCAAUGUGCUUUGGCCCAGUGAAAGUGUAAAUAUCUCAUCAGUCAUACAAACACCUGCUGAGUAGAGGCAGGCAUGUGUAUUUGCCCUGGGAUCAGGGUCACCUCUGUCCCGGCUGUCUUGGGGUGGGGAUGAGAGACUUGCAAAGACCCCUUCUGGUCCACUCAGAACAAAGCAUUUCUUCAGAGCACACAUGUGAUACGCUUCACAGCAUACACUCGCGCAUGGAAGGCAAUCAGACAGCCACACAACAUGCAGCACGUAGACCAACUGCUCACUCAAUCAAAUGUUACAGCGUUUGAGGGUCUGAGUUUGGGCCAAGCGGAAAGGCAACCGGUUGCAUAUCUAAAUAAAAAAACAAAUUAAAUGUUAUUAAUGAAGCUUUAUGAUUGAUGUAAUUAGGUAGUUCAGUUGGACUCAUCAGUCAUUUUCCCUUGCUAAAGACCAGUUGUUAAUAUUAGAACCUUCACUAGUGUGUCCCGUCAUUAAAAAAACAUGCUUCGAGGAGAGUGAUGUGAUAUGCAGCUAUGUAAGAGGAGCAGCUAUGACAGUUGGCUCAGCGUCGCUAGCAGUUGCACACACACUCCCAGGAGAACAAGACCAGCCAUCUGCUGUUGACUGCAGCUCUGGUCCAGGCCUCACACACACACAUUCACACGUUUGUACACACAUUACCCAGCUCUCAGCUUUCCUACCAUCCCAUACACUCUGAUCUCACCCUCAAACCUCUCCUUCAGCACACGUCUGGGCGCCUCCUACCCUCCCGCUGCUAUUUUGCCAUCCUUUUCAGUUUGGUACAUCGCAGGAAGCCUCAGUCAUGGCUGUCUCUGCAGUCCAUCGGAAUAUUAUAGUGGAUUCUCAACUAGAGGAUUAGUUUGUGUAUUUUCAACUCCAUUAUUUGGUGAGGGGGUUUCUUAUUGAGAUGGUGAACGAGCAGUUGCACGUUUUCAGAUCUGUCGAGGCUUGCAUCAAUUGACGGAUCAAGAAGCCUACAGUGUGUCGGAUUCAUAGAGCUCCAUACUGGAGCAGAAGAUGUACUGGGAACUGUGGCUCAGCCAGGUCACGGCCAGUGCUGCGCUGCAAUGCAUGCUGGUCCAGAAAAAAGAAGCUCUCCACAGGCCGUUCGGCCUGGACUCUGCGGCCCUGACAGAGGCGGUACGCUGGAGCUCCAAGGAAAACCUGCUGGGAGCGGCUGAGAGCGACCCCAACCUGUUUGUUGCACUUUAUGACUUUGUUGCCAGUGGAGACAACACGCUCAGCAUCACGAAAGGCGAGAAGCUGUGUGUGUUGGGCUACAACCAGAAUGGAGAGUGGAGCGAGGUUCGCUCUAAGAACGGCCAAGGUUGGGUCCCGUCCAACUACAUUACGCCUGUCAACAGUCUGGAGAAACAUAGCUGGUACCACGGACCCGUGUCUCGCAGUGCCGCCGAGUACUUGCUGUCGUCUCUCAUCAAUGGCAGCUUCCUUGUCCGGGAAAGUGAGAGCAGUCCCGGACAGCUGUCCAUUUCCCUCCGCUAUGAGGGGAGAGUCUACCACUACCGGAUCAACACUUCCUCAGAUGGCAAGGUAUAUGUGACGUCUGAGAGCCGCUUUGCCACCCUGGCCGAGCUGGUCCACCACCAUUCCACAGUAGCCGACGGCCUGGUCACCACACUGCACUACCCAGCGCCCAAGUGCAACAAGCCCACCGUGUACGGCGUGUCGCCCAUCCACGACAAGUGGGAGAUGGAGCGUACCGACAUCACCAUGAAGCACAAGCUGGGAGGAGGCCAGUACGGCGAGGUGUACGUGGGCGUGUGGAAGAAAUACAACCUCACAGUGGCGGUCAAGACACUCAAGGAGGACACCAUGGAAGUUGAGGAAUUUCUGAAAGAGGCUGCUGUAAUGAAGGAAGUAAAACAUCCAAACCUUGUUCAACUUCUAGGUGUGUGUACUUUGGAGCCUCCGUUUUACAUCGUGACCGAGUACAUGCCACAUGGCAACCUUCUGGACUACUUGAGAGACUGUGACAAGGAGGAGGUGAAUGCUGUGGUUCUGCUCUACAUGGCCACACAGAUCUCCUCUGCAAUGGAAUACUUGGAGAAGAAGAAUUUCAUCCACAGGGAUUUAGCGGCGAGGAACUGCCUGGUUGGGGAGAAUCAUGUUGUUAAGGUGGCAGACUUUGGUCUUAGCAGGUUGAUGACUGGCGACACCUACACUGCGCAUGCUGGGGCCAAAUUCCCCAUCAAAUGGACCGCGCCCGAGAGCCUUGCCUACAACACCUUCUCAAUCAAAUCUGAUGUAUGGGCUUUUGGGGUCCUGCUGUGGGAGAUUGCCACCUACGGUAUGUCUCCGUACCCAGGCAUUGAUUUGUCUCAGGUCUAUGACCUUCUGGAGAAGGGCUACCGCAUGGAACAGCCCGAGGGAUGCCCGCCAAAGGUCUAUGAGCUUAUGAGAGCAUGCUGGCAAUGGAGUCCAUUAGACAGGCCAUCUUUUGCAGAGAUCCACCAAGCUUUUGAAACUAUGUUCCAUGACUCCAGCAUCUCAGAAGAGGUGGCAGAGGAGCUCUGCAAGACAGCCUCCUCUGGUCGCAGUGGUCCACUUCACUCGUUGAGCCAUGACACGCCCCUGUUACCUUCCAAAUCUCGUGCACUCCUCAAGCACACGGAAAACAAGGAGAAUAUCGAGGGUGGGCUGGACGGGCGGCCAGACCACGGCACUCACAGUCCCUCAGGCUGGACUUCUUUGUUGGGAGGCGACGGACGCUCAAGCAGCUCCCCAGCACUACCCCGAAAACAGCAGCCACGUGAUAAAUCACCCAGCAGCCUUUUAGAGGACACACUGGACAUGGGGACGUUCACACGAGACCGCAAGACCAGCUUCUUCAGCUCCUUCAUAAAAAAGAAGUCAUCGUCGUCUUCCUGCUCACCAUCCUCCCAGCACCAACAGAACCUCCCGACGCCUCCCAAAAGGAGCAGUUCCUUUCGAGAGAUGGAGACGCAACCCCACAAGAAAUAUGAGCCCACUGCUGAUUUCAGCGCUCCACCGCCGCUGCCACAGUCAGACAGUAUAGGGGGCUUCUCUGCCUCUCCUUCUCAUUCCCAUGGAGAGCCCGCGCAGGCUCAGUCACGCUGCUGUGGAGCGGCAUUUGGACAGAAGCCUUCUGGUGGAGGAUUUGUUUCACAGGUAACAAGCGGCAGCAGCUGGGGAGGACUUGCCGGCUUUUUUACCCCCAGGCUUAUCAAAAAGACCCUUGGGCUACGGACAGGAAAGGCGGUCUGCUCAGGGGAUGGUGGAACCAUGGUGGGAGGGCCUAAACCCUUACCUAGGUCCAAUUCUACCUCCUCAAUGUCAUCUGGGUUGCCAGACUUGGAGCGUAUUGCCCUGACUUUACCCAGGAACCGCAGUGCUAAAACACCUCUGGAGAGAACUGCCUCCACAACCUCCCAGCCAGAGAAUGGGACCACACGGCCCACUGAAACUCUGCUCAGGAGGAUGGAUGAGGGGACCGCACAGAUCAGGGAAAGACCCAAAGCCAAGCUGCUACCCCGAAGCACUGCUUCAGAAGGGAGGGCCGCAUGUGUGGGUGGGGAAGUCGGGGAAUCCGACGGCGUGUGUCGGGUGAGAGAGGAGGGCGUACAGCAGAGCUGGUCGUCCCCCUCUAAGACUUCUAGUUCAGCUGCUGCAGGUACACAAACUCACAACCACAAAGUUCCAGUUCUCAUAUCCCCCACGUUGAAGAACAGCCCAGGGGACGUACACCUCGUCGGGCUGGACUCUCAGGGGAACCGCUUCAAGCUGCUGUCCGAUCACCAGGCGGACCGGGACAGGCCACGGCUAGUCAAACCCAAAUGUGCCCCACCGCCUCCGCCAACCUUACGCAGCAUGCAGCACUCCUACAGCAGUGAGGGAGAAGAGCAGGUAGUAGCCACACAGGUCGAAAUCAACGGAGACACUUUAAAAGGUCAUAAGUCAGGGCGGUUGUCAGGAGGAGUGACCAUGUGUAGACCGACAGUUCCACCACCACAAGUGCCUGCUGCUUCCUCCCCUGCCAACACAACUCCCACUAAAAUGGCCAACGGAUCACCCAGCACCACCUCCUCCUCACACUCCAAAGUGGGACUGCGGCGAACCAGACAGCAGUCAGAAAGAGUGCCGCUGGAGCGUGUGAGCCGCGAGGCCCUACUGGAGUGCGCCGAGUGCUUGAGCAACGUCCUCCACAGCAGCCCCGAAAGCCCUUCCAGCAGCCAAGUACUGGACGCUGGCCACCAGCUGCUGGACUACUGCUCUGGUUACGUGGACUGCAUCCCCCAGAUGAGGAACAAGUUUGCCUUCCGGGAGGCGGUGGGGAAGCUGGAGCUCAGCCUGCAGGAACUGAGGGCCUCGUCUUCAGGAGGUGGUGGGGGGCUGAGCUGCGUGGGGUCCAAUGCCGUAAUAGACAACCUGCACAGCUGUAUCAAAGAGAUUAGCGAUGUAGUUCAGAGGUAGCUGACACUAACACAGCAAGAUUCUCUUUCUGAUUCCUUUAAUACCGUAUUGACCCAAAUAUAAAAUGACUGAAUAUAAUACGGCACCCUCUUUUUCAAGUUUAAUAUUUCAUUCAUCACAUUACAUUAAUCAUAUUUUUUUUAGCUGCUCCUCCUCUGUUGUCUGCUGAGUGUGCAUUCACACUUCUUGUCAAACAAACAAACUCCAGUGCAUUUGCGCCGCCAGUAUGGUUUGUUUUGAUCUCGUGUGAACACAACAUGCAAGUGGACAGAGACUGCUUGAGAGAUGGUUCUUGGUCCACUUGCAAGUAAACUGUUUAAAAGUAUAUUUGAAAUGAAAUCCAAGCUGGUAAAAUUAACAUAAUAUAAAAGUAACCUUCAUAUUCAACACAAGAGACAUCAUUUUGGUCGGGAAUAUUUGAGUUUUGUUGCAUGACAUGUCACGAAAGCUGCCCAGUCAAGUCCUUCCUUGAUGCAUGUUUUUUACUGCGCAGGCUUUGAUCCCUUGACAAAACACCAGUGUGAAAGCUAAACGAACCACACUAAAGUGCACACCAUUAUCUUCUUUUUUAUUUAUUUUUUAUUUUUAUUUUUUUAGUACCGAACCACGUGUGAAUGACAGCUGAAAUUACAGCAAAGGGUGUGUUGAAGUGACAAAGAUAUAAGAGAAAAUUAGGUGUGCUGCAACAAUUCUGUUGUUUUGCAUUAUUCUGUCGACUGCAAAUAUAAGACAACCUGUCAUUUUCAGACUGUUUUCAAGAGUUUAAAAAAUUAUGUAAUAUUCGGGUCAAUGCGGUAGGUUUGGGAGGGUGUGGUAAUAAAAUGAGAACAAUGUGUAAAGUACCUCAGAGAAAUCACUACAAAAUCUUUUUAUUGUUUACAAGCAGAAAAUGCCAGUGUGGACAUGUCCGUUGUACAUAUAGGGGACUGCUUAUGCCAAACUAAAUCUGGUGAAAUGUUUUCCAGGCGGUCGUGAAAUGAAUGUCAAGUGUGUGUCACCAGCACAGAUUGUUGCUCAAGUCAACACUCACUCUGCUUAUGUAUGUGUGUCUGUUCAUUGUGCUCAGCCUUACUGACGAUACCAGACCGACAUUUCCCUCCUUCUGCCAAGCUACGUGUUUCAUGUAUGUGUGAUUCAUUGGUCGGGUGCACUGUGUUUCUCUGAGCAUUUUGCUGACUGUAGAGCAACUGAGGGACCAUAAGGAUUUCCUGAAAGCCAUCUUAACCAAGUAACAGAUGUGAGGUAGCGAAACACAGAUCAGUUUUAAUGAAUAGGAAUACAAAUGUGGCCACAGUUUUGUUUGCAACAUGUUCGCCUUUUGUGCAUUUAUUGUAGGGAUGGGCAUUUGACUGCGUUUUAUGGCUUGAUUAUGGGAGAAAUUACUGAUCAAUUAACUGUAAUUGUUAAAUACUGAGGUUGGAGAAGCUCUCCAUGUUCUGAACCCCUAUUUCCUUGCUAGUGUUGUAUUGAGCAGACUGGACUACUUGAAACUAAAUAAACAGCACCCCUGAUGGUUGCAGCCAAGUGGUGAACGCUGUUUCGCCUCAGUUGUUUGAAGAGAUGAUUAAUCAACAAUCAAUCUAGUAAUUGAUUAUUAUGCCCAUCCCUAGCUUAAAAUAAAACUUGCUAUCUCAAUAUGGGCCAAAAAUUGUCAGUUCAUGGAAUUGUUUUUUGUUUUGUUUUUUUACUCUAAUUUUUACAUUCACUUGCAUAUUUAAAUGCACAAGAUGUCCGGUGGGAUAUAUUCUGGUUGUCUAUGUCUAUGCAUUUCUUUUUUUGUUUGUUUGUUUUUGUCGUAGGAAAACACAAAUGAUACCAAAAGACCAAACACAGGCAACUCAAUUGAAAAUGUAAGUAAAUAUAUAACAAUUUCUAUUUCCCCACACUACUCAUGCGUUGUUUUUUUAUGCACAGCAUUUUUUCCUUGAAUGAAUUUCACACCUGCCAAGUCCUCAAAGCAUUUCAGUAUUUAUACCGGGGAAAUCCGUUCGCACAACACUUUAUCCUGGCUUCGCAAAAAGAGACUCAACAGGAGCACAGGGUAGCGCACAUACUGUAUGAGCAGGCCAUUUAAGGACGGCUUUCCUUCCAAAUGUCCUUGCUCGUUAUGGACAGUGCAGGACUCAAGUGGCCUCCGCGCCUCGCACGUCUUCAGUGUAUGAAACCCAGCAUAAACACGCUAAUCGCACAGUACAUGGCCUCUCUAUUGGCUACCUGCAGUAUGUCAUCAGCACAUGAGCAAUUUGUACAUGUAUUUGAUUUAAAGAAAAAUGAUUUCUAGAAUGUUAAGGUAUGAACUUGAAUUUUAAAUUAUUGUUUUUUUUAAUUAAUUAAAAGCACAGAGCUAUUUUGGAACUAAUUAUGUAAAUAUUUGUUUUAUUUCAUAUCAAAUGAUUUAUGUGUAGCCACAAAAGAAAGAGUUUUAGACUGAGGCGUAUCCAUCUGAACAUCUGCUUUUUGAAUGUAUUCUUCAGUUCUAUUCAUCAGCAGUCAAUAUCUCAUCUCUCAAGGUGCCAUUACUUUUAUUUUUUACAUCUAUCACUGAACUUUCAGUCACAAUAGAAAAGUCCAACCUGCUCUGUUUUAUUGAGCACAAUUUGCAAGUAUUGUACAUGCAUGCACGAACACACACACGCACACACACAGCUUAAUGUACACUGGAUACGGCCUCAGGCAAUAUGGUGUAUCUACACAAAUGUCCAUAUGGGAACACUGUAGGGCCAUAUAUUCACACAUACUGUGACUCUCAAAUAAUGUUGUUUUUCAGUGAUUAUUAGUGCCUUUUGUGAGAAAACUUGCAAGAAUCCACAGCAUGUCAUGUGCCAUAUUUCCUUUGCUAUGCCAUAACUUUUAUUACAACUGAGCUAUUGUGCUGGCUGAAAUAAGUCAUUUUAACCUAUGUGUGAUCAUCUCUUGAAUUAAAGCCUUAUCAAAGAUUGAGAUAAAGAUGUUUGUCACCUUCACAUACAUUGACGUGAUAAUAAAUACAUGGGUUUUGAAUAAAUUGAGCUCCGGUUUUGCAGUUUCUUCAUAGCUGAAAUGUCCUCACUAUACUUUUUUAUCACUCGUGCAUUCAUUACCUGCAAUUGUCCAGUGGUUUUAUUUUCAAAACUUUUACUCCUUGUCUUCUUGGAAAGUGCUCUGCAGCUCACAUGCACACGUCACUAUACCAAAGUGGUCUAAGUACAAUGAAAUCAGACAUGUCAUAAUGCAAUAUGUGAAUCUAUGAAUGAAUUUAACAAGAAAACAUGUUAACACAAACUUUUAUAUUGUGCAACCUAUAUAUGCUUUUUUAUUUAAAGCUCACAUUUUACUGUGAAGUUUUGUUCAUCGGUGUUGAGUCUAUUGUAAAUAAUAAAGAUGUUGAUGAAUAUUGUAUCCCUUUGCAUAUUUCAUUGGCUUUUUAAAGAUAAAUAAGAUAAU
Molecule: messenger RNA, 10033 nt
Organism: Dunckerocampus dactyliophorus (ringed pipefish)
Lineage: Eukaryota; Metazoa; Chordata; Actinopteri; Syngnathiformes; Syngnathidae
Gene: abl2
Product: c-abl oncogene 2, non-receptor tyrosine kinase
Exons: 11
Coding region: 3176-6610 (1144 amino acids)
Biological process (GO): regulation of apoptotic process; protein phosphorylation
Molecular function (GO): non-membrane spanning protein tyrosine kinase activity; ATP binding; protein binding
Source: RefSeq, a predicted model, not a curated record